GCGCGACGCGGCGCGGCGCGGCGCUUUACGGCUGUCGUGCUUCUGGUCCCCGCCAACAUGGAGGCCGAGGAGUUGGAGAAGGAGGCUGCGGAGCAGGAGCCCCCAGAAGCGAGAGACCAGAAACCAGAAGCGGAGGAGGAGCAGGAGGAAUCCGAAGAGGCGGCUUGCGGCGGCAAGAAGCGGGUAGUGCCGGGUAUUGUGUACUUGGGCCACCUCCCGCCCCGCUUUCGGCCUCUGCACGUACGGAACCUUCUCAGCGCCUAUGGCGAGGUCGGGCGCGUUUUUUUCCAGCCGGAGGACGGGUUCGUGAGGCGCAAGAAGAAGGCGGCGGCAGCCUCGGCCACGGGAGGGAAAAAGCGGUCCAAGUACAGCAAGGACUACACCGAGGGCUGGGUGGAGUUUCGGGACAAGCGAGUGGCCAAGCGCGUGGCGGCCAGUCUGCACAACACGCCCAUGGGAGCCCGACGGCGCAGUCCCUUCCGUUAUGACCUGUGGAACCUCAAGUACCUGCACCGUUUCACGUGGUCCCACCUCAGCGAACAUCUUGCCUUUGAGCGCCAGGUACGCAGGCAGCGCCUGAGGGCCGAGGUUGCCCAGGCCAAGCGUGAGACUGACUUCUACCUUCGAAGCGUGGAACGGGGACAGCGCUUCCUUGCUGCUGAUGGGGACUCCGCCCGCCCAAAUGGCACCUGGGCCUUUGCCCAGCGUCCUACUGAGCAGGAGCUGAGAGCCCGGAAGGCAGCUCGGCCCGGGGGACGUGAACGGGCUCGCCUGGCUAACGUCCAGGACCAGGCUCGCUCCAACCGAGGGCUGCUUGCCAAGAUCUUCGGAGCUCCACCACCUUCAGAGAGCGUGGAAGAACCCUCACUAGCCAGGGACUCAUGAAGGGCAGAGAGACCCCUUCUAUCUCGUAGCCCUGAUAAUGUCUAUUCAGGCAGACGUUUUAUUAUCUUUCUCAGACCAGGAGUCUCUGAUGAGUGCUCAGACAGACCUUUUGUGGGCCUCUCCUCCCCGCUCCCACUCCUGUUGCCUGUCAAAGGCCCCUAAUUCAUACUAGCAUGAGUAUGACUACUGCACAUGCCUGUUUCAUUUGAUUCUUGGCCGUCUGCCUCCUGCCCAGUGGGAGCCUCUAAAAAUCCCACUUUCUGGCCUCAGGAAGAGCCUUUACCUCAAGCUAGAGUGGGAAUGUGUAGUCCAGGCAACUUUUUUACCAACUGUAAGUGAAGGGUAGCAGCCACAUCCUUUUUAUUUAGAAAAGAUUAACAGGGAUGGGUUAAUGGGGUGGGACUGGGUGGGAGCCACCUUCCAAAUGUAUUUAUAGAAAAGAAAAAAUAUAUAUAUUUGUAUACUUUUGUAGUUUACUGGUGCGGGGGGGGGGUGCAUUUUAUAAGUUCUAACUUCUGUCUCCUCAUGUCCCAUUAAUGUCAUCUCCUGGUCUCAGAGCCACCUCCCUCUCCACCUUCAGUCUGAACUCUUCUAUCAGAUUAAUUUCUUAGCCCACUUUAUCAAUGAUCUAAUUCAACAUUUACCAAGUCACUACAUGAGGACAUAGUGAUAGUGGGUAAUAACACACGGCCCUUGGCAUUAAGAGUUGUAGGCCACUAGAAAGGGACAGAUAUUCAAGAAGUAAUGUCCAGAGGUACUGCAGGCAUCAUGUAGAAAUAUAUAAGGGCUAGAGGAGGAGCCAUGGGAGGGCUUGGUUUAUCUGGGAAGGUAAGCAGUGCUUCAUAUGAAGCUCAUCCCUCAUCACAUUCUUCAGAGAGGGGUCAGUUUUGGCCAAGUUUUCCAUAUCGCUCCUGAAAAGUGAACAGAAAUCUGAAUGAGCCUGAUGUACUCCUGUUGUUGGAAACAAAGCUCCAUGGAUGGAGCGUUGGGUUCAAACCAUUGUAAAGGGAGACAAAGCCUAGGAGGUAGGCACGGUGCCCUUCAGGUGGUCUUCUACGAAUUAGGGCUUAGACAAGGGGGAGGGCUCACAAACAACACCAAAGCAGCUUUAGAAGCCGCACAGAAUCCAUGGCAGCCACUAAGAGACACGGAAAACUGAAGUGUUAAGAAACCUGGACGCAGCCUCAUAGAACUUGAAACCGGUCAGGGGCGUCUGGCUGCCUCGGUCCAUGGAGUGAGCGACUCCCGAUCUGGAGUUGGGUGUAGAGAUCACUGAAAAAGUCUUAAAAAACACUAGUCACUAUCCAGUCUCUUAAACCUACAGGAAAUAGUAGAGUGACUAUAAUAAUAAUGGAUUUUGCUUGUGCAAUUUAAUUCCCCACCCACCCCCCACUGCCGCCGCUCCUCAAUUACUCAUGUGUUUGGGUGAAGCAAAUUCAUCCACUUCUUUGGCUCUAAAAUGAUAAAAUCUUAGUCCUGUUACGAUUUUUAUUCGAUAGGUGCGCUUUAUGUGGGAGAAUAAAAAUGACCUUACGUUCAAAA
This is a messenger RNA of Felis catus (domestic cat), 2427 nucleotides long. It is a transcript of the gene ABT1, whose product is annotated as activator of basal transcription 1. Gene Ontology annotation, biological process: small-subunit processome assembly; endonucleolytic cleavage in 5'-ETS of tricistronic rRNA transcript (SSU-rRNA, 5.8S rRNA, LSU-rRNA); endonucleolytic cleavage in ITS1 to separate SSU-rRNA from 5.8S rRNA and LSU-rRNA from tricistronic rRNA transcript (SSU-rRNA, 5.8S rRNA, LSU-rRNA). NCBI's taxonomy places the organism in Eukaryota, Metazoa, Chordata, Mammalia, Carnivora, Felidae. The transcript is spliced from 3 exons. Gene Ontology annotation, molecular function: RNA binding. The coding region runs from base 58 to 885 and encodes 275 amino acids. Gene Ontology annotation, cellular component: nucleolus. The record is from RefSeq and is a predicted model, not a curated record.